CGAGUCGCUUGUUCCAUUCUGAGAGGACGAGGAAGUGUGUGACGAAAAUUCAGCAGUACAGGUCUGACAACUCACAAUGAGAACCUGAUUUUUCAGCUGCAGCUGUGAAUCUGUGGCACUCUCUCACAGACAGACGCCAGUUCCGCAGCUGAGGCUGCAGCAGUCACAGUGCGCGAGCUCUCACUCCGGGAAAAUAGCACAGUGCGCGCGCUCAUUCUCACCAUCUGCAGUCGCGCUUAAAGCUCCGCGAAGCGUGUGUGCGUGCAUCUGGGACCAGACAAAAACGAAAAAUGUGCACGCACAGCGCGUUGGCAGAGACGGAGUGGAAAACUGCGGAAUGGUGAAGUUGCAACAGCAGUAGCAGCCGUGCGUGACAAUGCAUCGGAUAGUGCAGAGGAGGCGUGCUGGGCCGCUCCGCUCCGCGUGGUCGCUGCUCGCUGCCGUGGCGCUCGCGCUCGCCGCCUCCAGCGCCGUUUUCACCGCGUGGACGUGGCGACAAACCCGAGACCUGACCAGGUCCGUCCAAAAUCUGCGCGACCGCUUGGAUCAGGUGAAUUUGCAGCGCAAGGCUAUUGUCCAGCUUUUCCUGGAGAAGAGGGAGCUGCUGGAGAGCCUGCGAGUGAAGAGAGAAGUUGGAGGGGCAAAAAGAAAAAAUGGAAAUGGAAGGAAGGUGGCCUCUCACUUCGAGACUGGAGGGGCAAAAGGAAGAUACGGAAAUGGAAGGAAGGUGGCCUCUCACUUUGAGAUAACCAAAGAUUCAUUCAAAACAGUGGGGAAUGAGGGAAUCAUUAAAGGAUGGACUGAGCAGUACCUGAAUAUGACUCAAGCUGUGGAGUAUAACACAGAGACGGGCACUUUUAAAGUAGUUCGGAGGGGUGUCUACUUCCUUUACUGUCAAGUGCAUUUCAGUGAGCAAAAGAGUCAGUAUGUGAAGCUGGAAGUGACUGUCCCUCAGGGCCCCUCACUUCAGUGCAUAGAGGGAUACAGCACCACUCCAACCACAGGUUUUAAACAGUUCCACUUCCUGAAGCCGUGCCAGGUUUCUGGCCUCCUGCUUUUAGAGAAAGGCGCCGAGCUCAAGGCUGUGACCGGAAGUGAUUUCAGCCUGAAGGACUCAGGCAAACAUUACUUCGGCCUCUUCAAGGUGAAUUAGUGGAUCAGCCCCACAGUUCAGCCUCAUUGACUGCAUCAUUUUUUGGAGGUCUACCACAGUCGAUACUCACUGGCUGGACGAACCAUUGUUGGUUCUUUUGUUAAACAAGUUAAACAUCUGUCUUUUUGUUUGUUUUUUUGUUUUUUUAAUCUGACACAUUUGAUAGGGUCCCUGCAGUCAUGGAGAAUGGCUGCAACCAAGGCAUGGAUGUUUCAAGAGGCACCUGGAAGUAGUUGAAAUAAUGACUGUACACAUACUGGUGCCCUAAAUAUGGCACUAAUCAGGAUGGUAAAGACUAGGAGACCAUGACUGCUGGACAGUUACAGUGGAUCUUUUUUGGAUUGCCCUGGUUUGGACAUAAGGGUAUAAACACUGACUUCACCAACUGUGCUUAAACAUUUACUUGUAGCCUGAUAAGGACAUAGUUCCAAACACAUGGCUGCCUUCCCUAAACAGUGGCAUGGGCAGGUUGAAUGGAAGAUUCAGUGUUGGUGUUGUUAAGUCUGGACACUAAAAGGUGCACAUGUGAAUUUCAUCAUUGAUUGUUAGGUUGGAUCAAAUAUUUGCUCUGACUAACAUACAGUUGUCAUUGGAUCAGUUCAACUUUGAAAAUAUUGAUUUACCAAAUACACACCAAGUAGUACUCCUUAUAUGUCCUUAUUAUUGACCUUCACAUACACUUCAACUGAAGCUUUAAGUGCCUAGUAUAUUGUGAUAUAUUUUUUUAUAUGAUUGUGAAAAUAUAGUAUAGAUUGCCAUGAAGUGGUGGUAUGCUAACAACUUACAGUACUGCACUUCCAUGUGUUCAUUGCUAUAGAUAAAUCUUGUAACAAAGUCACAAUAUACCUAUGUUGUUGUUUUUAAAAAAUACAAUGCACAUUCAAUUCUUAAAGUUUUUUUUAUAGGUAAAGUUACAGAUUUUAUACCAAGUUUAUUGCAUUUAAUCUCACUGGUUAAUCAUGCGUGAAACAACUUUUCAUUUUAAACAACGUAUGUCAAUGUCUCUUGGGCUUAAGACUACCAUAAAAAUGAGAGUUUAAUUAGGUCUGAAAUGGAAUGUUUGCCAUUUUAAAUGCACAUUGUGCUGAUUGGAUUUCCUAAUCAUACCCCAGCUUCCCUUUUGUAUAUCUGCAGCCCAUUGUUUCCCCAUGCCCUCGACUCUCACUUCCUUUACCCGUUGUAGUAAAUAGCCGAAAAAACAUGGAGAAGUAACAUAUUCCCAUUUGUCUCCCCAAUCUAGUCCUUCCCCCUUCUUCCUCUUGCCAUUUUUCUUUAUUUCCACUUUUUGGGGUUGCUCCUUGCACACAAUCCACAUUUGGAUUGCUGCAGGGGUUUCUGCUGUUCGGAAACGGCGUCCAAGAUAAACUCGUCUGGGUUGAGGUGAAGUGUGGAAUGGCUGUGUGUGUGUGUGUGAAUGUAAAUGCACGAUCAGGGUAACUGCAAUGGCAGUUAAAAUUUCACAGCUCUUUAGCCUGAAUCUGAAUUAAUAUGUACAUGAUGUACUUUUUAAUUUGAUGGAUCUUAAAUGAUCUCUUUGACCAUUAAAAAUCUAGUUGACUGAACCAAAGCCAAAAUGAAAACAGAGCCAGAGAGUUCAUAAGGGCCAAACUGAAUGUGUGUGAGAAGUUGCAGUUUCUAUAUGUUAUAACUGUCAUACAUUGAUUUUACACAAUAAAUAAGGUUAAAAAAAGUGUGGCAAAAAUG
Molecule: messenger RNA, 2857 nt
Organism: Ictalurus furcatus (blue catfish)
Lineage: Eukaryota; Metazoa; Chordata; Actinopteri; Siluriformes; Ictaluridae
Gene: tnfsf12
Product: TNF superfamily member 12
Exons: 7
Coding region: 377-1153 (258 amino acids)
Biological process (GO): immune response
Cellular component (GO): membrane
Molecular function (GO): tumor necrosis factor receptor binding; receptor ligand activity
Source: RefSeq, a predicted model, not a curated record